This is a messenger RNA of Ostrea edulis (European flat oyster), 891 nucleotides long. RefSeq lists its product as uncharacterized. Gene Ontology annotation, biological process: chloride transport. Gene Ontology annotation, molecular function: chloride channel activity. The transcript is spliced from 2 exons. Gene Ontology annotation, cellular component: membrane; cytoplasm. The record is from RefSeq and is a predicted model, not a curated record. Bases 56 to 808 code for a protein of 250 amino acids. NCBI's taxonomy places the organism in Eukaryota, Metazoa, Mollusca, Bivalvia, Ostreida, Ostreidae.
AGCGCUUCCGGUAUCGCAGUCUGCCAUAGGAAGUGUAGUAACUUUGUAUGUACGUAUGUGUACAUAUCGUACCAGAGGUAACAUCAACUACAAGGAAAAGGGAAAUGUGUUUGUAAACAGUUUUCCCAUCAUGAGUGGUGGACCUCGAUUUCUGAUGUACGUUAAGGCGGCGAGUGAUGGACAAAAUGUCGGUGAUUGUCCGUUUUCACAAAGAGCUAUGAUGUAUGCAAACAUCAAAGUACCGAAAGAGGAGGUGGAGAUCACACCUGUAGACCUUAGCAACAAGCCUGAGGAUUUCCUGAAGUUGAACCCAAGUGGAAAAGUUCCAGUUUUAAUUGAUCGAAAGUUUGAAAAAAUUAUUUCUGACUCGGCUGAAAUCACACAGUAUCUCCACGAACAAUACCCCGACAUAGACUGUCAACAAAAUUACAGCGGUCCGGCUCUCGACGCGUGCAUGGGUGUCUUUCCUAAACUUGCUGCUAUUAUCAAGAACAAAGAUCCAACGAAAAUGCAGACACUGAGACAAGCUUUGCACUCGGAAUUAAAGAAAGUGGACGAAUACCUGGGGAGUAACGACCACAAUGGACAGUUCCUGUUAAGUGACAGACUAUGUGAGAUUGACUGCAUGUUUCUUCCUAGAUUACGCCACGUGAUUGUGGCUGGGAAGCACUAUGGUGGCUUUGAAAUUCCUGAGGAAUUCAAACAUUUAAAGGAAUAUAUUUCCAACGCAGAACAAAAUGAAAUUUUUCAAAGUACCAGUUGUCAUGAAAGUGAAAUCAUUCACGGUUGGAAAAAACACACACAGUAGAAAAAAUACAUAUACAAAAUGGUUAAAAUGCAACCAUGCUGGUAUACUAUAAUUAGCUUAUUAAUAAAAAUGGUAUAUAUCAA